AUGAGGACGGCAUCAAGGGUGCUCAAGAGCGCCCAUUCUGCGCGCCAACUUCCAGCCUCUCUCACCCCCAGAAGCUCACUUAGACCAUUUAGGUCACUGAGUGGACUCGCGCACUCCUCCAGACCUAGCAUAAGACCUUGCACGACUCCAAUAGCUCUCACCCUGCCUCGACAACUCCUCUCAACUACCUCCCCUCUACGCAAUGAGUCAAAGCCAAAAGAGGAGCUAAAAGACGAGCCAAAGCAAGAAGAGAUCGAGCUCGAAUAUGAGAUCGACGAAGACCUCUCAGAACGCAAAUGGUCUACUCCCCUAGCCAAGACCAUCGCCGAGGCGAUCGAGGUCACCGGCCCGAUCCCCCUCGCCAGCUACAUGCGCAUGUGCCUGACGGCCGACCUCGGGGGCUACUACACUGGCGCCCUCCCCGCCUCUGAAGCCAACCCCGAGCGCGAUCCGUUCGGCGCAGCAGGCGACUUCGUCACGUCUCCCGAGAUCUCGCAAGUCUUUGGCGAGCUGUGCGGGGUGUGGUUCGUAGCCGAGUGGAUGGCGCAGGGGAGACCUGCUACGGGCGUCGAGCUCAUGGAGCUGGGCCCCGGGAGAGGUACGCUGAUGGAUGAUAUGCUCAGGACAAUGCAGCGGUUUCCGGGGAUAGCGAAGGCGCUGGAGAGGGUUUAUCUGGUGGAGGCGAGUCCGCAGCUAAGGCAGGCGCAAAAGAGGUUGCUUUGUGGGGAUGAGGCAGUACUUGAAGGGUGUGAGGUCGGCUGGAAGAGCAGGAGCAAGUAUGGAGGGGUUGAGAUUGUUUGGACGGAGAGUAUUCGGGCUGUGCCGAUGGACCCCUCGAAAACGCCCUUUAUCAUCGCCCACGAGUUUUUCGACGCCUUGCCUAUCCACGCCUUUCAGCUUGUCUCCGUUCCAGCAUCCUCCGAUGCCAAACCCUCCCCCAUCAUCACUUCAGUUUCUUCCCCAACCCCAUCCCCUCCCCAAAACCCCAACCUCCAAUGGCGCGAACUCCUCGUCUCCCCAACUCCCCCCGGUUCAACCCACGCUUCUUUGAACACCCCCCUCUCCGAACGCUCCUCCCCCGUCCCUGACUUCCAACUAACCCUCUCGCCCUCUCCCACCAAGCACUCCCUCUACCUCCCGGACUCAACCCCGCGCUACCGCCGCCUCAAAUCCCUACCCCCUCAACAAGCCCUCAACGCCACAAUCGAAAUAUGCCCCGACCUGUUCAGCCACACCACCAACAUCGCGCACCGAAUCGGCGGGCACCCAACACUGAACCCAAAACCCCAUCCCAGUGGUGCGGCACUAAUCUUGGAUUAUGGCCCCGGCGACGGCUCCAUUCCGACCUCCACGUUGCGAGGCAUCCGCCGGCACCGCCGCGUCAGUCCUUUCUCCGAGCCCGGGCUAGUCGACCUCUCCGCGGAUGUAGACUUCCAAGCCAUCGUCGACACGGCACUGGACGCGAGCGAAGGGGUCGAGGUGCACGGCCCUGUGGAACAGGCUUUCUUUUUGAGGGCGAUGGGAAUUGCGGAGCGGGCGGGGGAGAUUGUGAAGAAGGUUGAGGCGAUGGGGGAUCAAAAGAAGAAGGGAGAUGUGGAGAGGGCGUGGCAGAGGUUAGUAGAUAGGGGGCCGGGGGGCAUGGGGAGGGUGUAUAAGGCGUUGGCGAUCGUGCCUGAGGCUGGGGGGAGGAGACGACCUGUAGGAUUUGGGGGGGACGUCGUAGUUUAG
Messenger RNA from Thermochaetoides thermophila DSM 1495, 1728 nucleotides. RefSeq lists its product as uncharacterized. The record is from RefSeq and is a predicted model, not a curated record. The coding region runs from base 1 to 1728 and encodes 575 amino acids. The transcript is spliced from 3 exons. Gene Ontology annotation, molecular function: protein-arginine omega-N symmetric methyltransferase activity. Gene Ontology annotation, biological process: mitochondrial respiratory chain complex I assembly. Gene Ontology annotation, cellular component: mitochondrion. Lineage: Eukaryota; Fungi; Ascomycota; Sordariomycetes; Sordariales; Chaetomiaceae.